Anolis carolinensis (green anole) is the source of this 4194-nucleotide messenger RNA. RefSeq names its product neurturin (gene nrtn). NCBI's taxonomy places the organism in Eukaryota, Metazoa, Chordata, Lepidosauria, Squamata, Anolidae. The transcript has 3 exons. Bases 3047 to 3676 code for a protein of 209 amino acids. The record is from RefSeq and is a predicted model, not a curated record. Gene Ontology annotation, molecular function: growth factor activity; receptor tyrosine kinase binding; glial cell-derived neurotrophic factor receptor binding.
AAAGUGGGGCCUGCUCAAGGAUGGGACCUGCUCCUCUGACCCUGGUCCAGGUUGUUCCUGGUCAAAGUGGGGCCUUCUAAAGGAUGGGACCUGCUCCUCUGACCCUGGUCCAGGUUGUUCCUGGUCAAAGUGGUCCCUGUUCCUAGGAUUCUAUGAGUUGGAAGGCAACUGUCUUCUCCAUCACCUUGUCCAGAAAAGGAAGGUUGGACACUGGUCUGCAGUUGUGAAGGCCCAGGGGAUCCAGGGAGGGCUUCUUCAGCAGUGGUCUGACUACUACUUGGAUAUAAUUCUCAUGUUGCAUGUGAGAUCCGAGCUGCAUCUCCUCCUUGGACAACCGGCCAAGAGGGACUGGGAUCAAGAAGGUCGUCUUCCUUCUGCUGCUCGUCUUUGAGACCGUCCUGAACCUUUUUUUCCCUCCCCUCCUCUUCUCUUCCCAGAGCAAUUUGAUCCUUUCCAUCUUGGUCGAGAGAGGAGGGAUUUGCACCCAGCCCACCCCGUCGGUCUUCCCAGAUCCCUCCUCCUCCUUCCCGAAGCUGGAAGCAGAGCACCUUCCUGAGGAUCCCGAGCUCUUCUCAGACCUUGCUCUUGGAUCCUUCCUUCCAAUCUGGCUUCGCUCUCUCCUCCGUUCCUUGAAACUGUCAGCGAGGAGGGAUGUGAAGAGCAGAGAAAGGGAAAAGUGAGCGGCCGUGAAAAACUGCAGAAAGUUGCCUGGCUUGGAGAGACGUCCGCUCGACUUUCGGCAAAGCUCCGAGCCUCGGGAUAUUAUUCUCCCGUCCUUUCUCGUUGGGGAGAAGAGCGUGAAGGAACCAAGGCGAGAAGCAGGAGCGGCUCAACCGUCUUGCCUAAUUUCGGCGGAUCUUCUCGACCAGAUAAGUCAACUUUAUCCCGCGUCGACUCGUCUUGAAUAAAUAACACAGCUCUAUUCUGCAUUAUCCGGACUCUGCCGGAUUUUGUUCCGCGUUGUCCGGACUUCGCCGGGUUCUUCUCGACUUAUGUUUAUCCUGCAACUACUCGUCUUGAAUCGAUCACACAGCUCUAUUCUGCAUUAUCUGGACUUUGCCGGAUUUUGUUCCGCGUUAUCUGGACUUCGCCGGGUUCUUCUCCACUUGUGUUUAUCCUCCACCGACUCAUCUUGAAUCGAUAACACAGCUCUAUUCUGCAUUAUCUGGACUUCACCGGAUCUCCUUGACCAGAUAACUGACAUUUCUUCUGCCUUGACUUGGAAGUACACGGCUCUUCUUGACUAGCAACGUCAAGUUGAUUCUGCAUUAACCAGCUUUGACCGGAUCACACGGGCUUGUUCUGCAUCGAUCGGACUUCACUGGGUCUCCGGAAAGUUCGGUCUAUUCCACAUUGGCUGGACAUCUAAAUCCGGAAAGUUCCGUUCAUUCUGCAUUGAUUGGACUUCUCGAUCCAGAAAGUCCGGUUAAUUCUGAAUCCGGAACGUCUGGUUCAUUCCGCAUCCAGAAGGUCCGAUUUAUUCUGCAUCGCCUGGAUUUCUUGAUCCGGAAGGUCCGAUUUGUUCCACAUUGUCUGGGCAUCUCAAUCCGGAAAGUCUGGUUUGUUCUGCAUUGCCUGAACUUCUUGAUCUAGGAAGUCUGGUUCAUUCCGCAUCCAGAAAGUCCAGAUUAUUCCGCAUCCAGAAAGUCCAAUCUAUUCCGCAUUGCUGGGAUUUCUUGAUCCAGAAAGUCCAACUCAUUCCGCAUCCAGAAAGUCCAGAUUAUUCUGCAUCCAGAAAGUCCAAUCUAUUCCGAAUUGCCUGGACUUCUUGAUCCAGAAAGUCCAGUUUAUUCCGCAUUGCCUUGACUUCUUGAUCCAGAAAGUCCGGUUCAUUCUGCAUCUGGAAAGUCGAAUUUAUUCUGCAUUGCCAGGACUUCGUGAUCUGGAAAGUCCAGUUUAUUCCGCAUCCAGAAAGUCCGAUUUUUCCGCAUUGCCUUGACUUCUUGAUCCAGAAAGUCCGGCUCAUUCCGCAUCCAGAAAGUCCAAUCUAUUCCGCAUUGAUCCAGUUUAUUCUGCAUUGCCAGGACUUCUUGAUCCAGAAAGUCCAGUUUAUUCUGCAUCCAGAAAGUCCAGCUUUUUCUGCAUCCAGAAAGUCCGAUCUAUUCCGCAUCGCCUGGACUUCUUGAUCCAGAAAGUCCGGUUCAUUCUGCAUCUGGAAAGUCGAAUUUAUUCUGCAUUGCCAGGACUUUGUGAUCCGGAAAGUCCAGAUUAUUCUGCAUCCAGAAAGUCCAAUCUAUUCCACAUUGCUGGGAUUUCUUGAUCCAGAAAGUCCGAUUCAUUCCGUAUCCAGAAAGUCCGGUUUAUUCCGCAUUGCCUGGACUUCUUGAUCCGGAAAGUCUGGUUCAUUCCGCAACCAGAAGGUCUGGUUCAUUCCGCAUCCAGAACGUCCAGCUCAUUCCGCAUCCGGACAGUCUGGUUUACUCUGCAUUGCCUGGACUUCUCGAUCUGGAUACGUCAAGUUUGCUCUGCAUUGCCCAGUGUUUUUGGAUCCAGUCGUCACCCAACAAUCCAAGAGAAAGGAAGGGAAGAUUAGCCGAAGGAAUUCAUGAUCUCUUAUUAGAGAGAGAAAAAAGGGAAGAUUAGUUGAAGGAAUUCAGAAGCCAAGGCCCGAGUGGCACGAAACGCAUCCGAGACGCCACCCAAAAAUCACGGAAUCACCUGCCCGAAGCGAAGAAAGGAAGGAGAACCCGUCCCCGUUUAGGCGGCGAGUGUCAACGCCUUCUGGAGUUUCGAUUUGACAACAACUUGGUGUCCGUUUGUCGCCAAAUCCCAGGAAUGGUAUCCGACAUCGGGGAGCUCUUUUGGGCGCCCCGGAGCCGUGUUUUUAAGGAUUAAGCAGAAUCCAGCGUCCUUUGUUUUUGUUUACUUGCGAGAUUUUCCGCUUUCCCGGGACGGCAUGGAUGGCCCUUCAAGGUGACUUCUCCUUCUCCGCCUUCCGCUUUGGAUCCUCCUCCUCGUCGCUCCAUGGCCGGAGACUUGGGCUGACUUCGGAGAGACGGGAACCGACGCCGAGGAAAAGCGUUUCCAUGUUCUGACCCGGUCGACGAUGAAGGUAUGGAAGUUUGUGGCCCUCGCCUCGAUGCUCCUCAGCUCCAUGCUCUCCGUCCUGGUUUGUAGGGACCUCUUCCGCGGGAAGGCCUUCUCCUUCGCCCGCUCUUCCUCGUCCGGCGGGCAGAAGAGGCACCCGAGGGACCUGGGCCGCCGGGCCUCGCUCAUCUCCCAGUACAGCAGCUUGUUUGAGAGCUACACGGAGGGGGAGGUCCGCCAGCUGGUCUGGGCGCUGGUCGAGCGCUACGGCCAGUCCAUGAACUCGGGCGGGCACGAGCUGCCCCUCUUCGCCAAGGCCGGCGGCCCCCGGACCAAGCGGGCCAAGGCCCGGCACAAGCCCUGCGCCCUCAAGGAGCUGGAGGUGACGGUCAGCGAGCUGGGCCUGGGCUACCAGUCGGACGAGACCGUGCUCUUCCGCUACUGCAGCGGCACCUGCGAGGCCGCCCUGCGCAACCACGACCUCUCCCUCAAGCACCUGCGCGGCAUGCGGCGCCUGCGCAAGGAGAAGCUCCGGGCCCGGCCCUGCUGCCGCCCGCUGGCCUACGAGGACGACGUCUCCUUCUUGGACGCCGGAAACCGCUACCACACCGUCAACGAGGUCUCGGCCAAGGAGUGCGGCUGCGUCUGAAAGCAGGGGCGUCCGGAUGACUGCCCGCCGAGAGAAGGCCUGCCCAACGCCGAGUCGAGUGGGCGAGUCUCCUUCUCCGGAGAAAGGGAUCCGAUCGGAUGGUCUGGUGGAGUCUUCAUCCUUCUCUGGUCGUUUUUCGGCAUCUCGUCCUACUCUGGUGGAAAGUGGGACUCGUCCAGUGGAGUUGUCAUCCUUCUCUUGUCGUUUCGAAGUUGGGACUGGAUCGUCUUUGGAGGUCUCGUCCUACUCUCAUAGAAAGUGAGAGUCGUCGAGUGGAGUCGUUAUCCUUCUCUCGUCGUUUCGAAGUGCAGAGCGGAUCGUCUUUGGGCAUCUCAUCCUAUUUUGGUGGAAAGUGGGAGUCAUCUAAUGGAGUUGUCAUCCUUCUCUCGUCAUUUUGACGUGCGGACUGGAUCGUCUUUGGGCAUCUCGUCCUAUUUCGGUUGAAAGUGGGACUCGUCCAGUGGAGUUGUCAUCCUUCUCUUGUCGUUUCGAAGUUGGGACUGGAUCGUCUUUCGGCA